Molecule: messenger RNA, 3971 nt
Organism: Felis catus (domestic cat)
Lineage: Eukaryota; Metazoa; Chordata; Mammalia; Carnivora; Felidae
Gene: TCF25
Product: transcription factor 25
Exons: 18
Coding region: 9-2069 (686 amino acids)
Cellular component (GO): RQC complex
Source: RefSeq, a predicted model, not a curated record
UUUCUUAGAUGCCACUGUUGGCGGAGAGGAAGUUCCGGAGGACCGCAGCACGCAGACGCCAGAGCUCGGGCUCGCGCCAGCGCGCCGUAAGUGCGCAGGCGCGCCGGUCGUUCUCUUUUCGGCUCUUCCUUCUCCCGGUCUCCGGACGUCAGCGGCCGUUGGGUCCUAUGUCGCGCCGGGCCCUCCGGAGGCUGAGGGGGGAACAGCGCGGCCAGGAGCCCCUCGGGCCCGGUGCCCUGCAGUUUGCCCUCCAUGAUGACGAUGAUGCGGAAGAAGAAGGUCCAAAGCGGGGAACAGGCGGCCGGCGCCCCCGGGGCGCAGGGAAGGAAGGCGUCUGCGUCAACAACCGGUUCGAGCUGAUAAACAUUGAGGACCUUGAGGAGGGACCAGUGCUGAAUGGGGAGAGACCCGAGUGUCUGCUCACAGGGAACAGAAGGAGAUCCCAGAGUGGAGGUGCAGAUGCCAAGAAAGCUGGAGAAGUGGCUGGCAAGGCAGCACCCCCAGAGCAGUCUAAUAUAAGUGGCAAACUCCGAAAGAAGAAAAAGAAACAGAAAAAUAAGAAAAACACUGCAGGAGAAAUUCUGGAAAAUGGGCUGGAAGAUAUUGAUCGCAUCCUGGAGAGGAUUGAGGAUGGCGGUGGUUUAAGCCGCCCAGGCCCGCCUCCCCUGAGCUCAAAGAAGCACAUCCUGUAUGUGGAGCACAGACACUUGAAUCCAGACACAGAACUGAAAAGAUAUUUUGGUGCUCGAGCUGUCCUGGGGGAACAAAGGCCGAGGCAGCGGCAGCGUGUGUACCCCAAGUGUACGUGGUUGACGACCCCCAAGAGCACCUGGCCACGGUACACCAAACCAGGUCUGUCGAUGCGGCUGCUGGAGUCCAAGAGAGGCCUCUCCUUCUUUGCGUUUGAGCACAGUGAGGAGUACCAGCAGACACAGCACAAGUUCCUGGCCGCCGUGGAGUCCAUGGAGCCCAACAACAUCGUGGUUCUGCUCCAGACCAGCCCGUACCACGUUGACUCGCUCCUGCAGCUCAGCGACGCUUGCCGCUUUCAGGAGGAUCAGGAGAUGGCCCGAGACCUCGUAGAGAGAGCGCUCUACAGCAUGGAGUGUGCCUUUCAUCCCUUGUUCAGUCUCACCAGCGGGACCUGCCGGCUGGAUUACCGCAGACCCGAGAACAGGAGCUUCUACCUGGCCCUCUACAAGCAGAUGAGCUUCCUGGAGAAGCGCGGCUGUCCCCGCACGGCGCUGGAGUUCUGCAAGCUCAUCCUGAGCCUGGAGCCGGACGAGGACCCUCUGUGCAUGCUGCUGCUCAUCGACCACCUGGCCUUGCGAGCGCGCAACUACGACUACCUGAUCCGCCUCUUCCAGGAGUGGGAGGCUCAUCGAAACCUGUCUCAGCUCCCGAAUUUUGCCUUCUCUGUGCCGUUGGCCUAUUUUCUGCUGAGUCAGCAAGCCGACCUCCCUGAGCAGGAGCUCAGCUCUGCGAGGGAACAGGCCUCUCUCCUGAUCCGACAGGCGCUCACCAUGUUCCCUGGAGCCCUCCUCCCUUUGCUCGAGUACUGCAGCGUGCGGCCAGAUGCCGCUGUCGCCACUCACAGCUUUUUCGGACCGGACGCUGAGAUAAGCCAGCCCCCUGCCCUGAGCCAGCUGGUGAGCCUGUACCUCGGAAGGUCGCACUUCCUCUGGAAGGAGCCGGCCACCAUGAGCUGGCUGGAGGAGAACGUGCGCGAGGUUCUGCGGGCGGUGGACUCCGGGGACCCUGCGGUGGAAGCAUGUGAGAGCAGGCGGAAGGUGCUGUACCAGCGUGCGCCCAGAAACAUCCACCGCCACGUGGUCCUGUCUGAGGUCAAGGAAGCCGUUGCCGCCCUCCCCCCGGAUGUGACCACGCAGUCUGUGAUGGGCUUUGACCCUCUGCCUCCUUUGGACACCAUCUACUCCUACGUCAGGCCAGAGAGGCUGAGUCCCGUCAGCCACGGAAACACAAUUGCCCUCUUCUUCCGGUCGCUGUUGCCCAACUACACCAUGGAGGCAAGCAAGGAGAACUUGGCACCCUGCCUCUUCCAGCCUUAAAUACAUCCAGAUGGGGAGGUGAUGUCCAGAGCUGCAGCAGCCAUUUUGCAACCAGGAGUCGGUGACCUCCAAAAUGAAGAGCCAGUGUCCUAGGGGUAGUGAAGCAGAGAGAGGCUGGCCCCAGCCCGUGAUGAAACUGCUCACCGCUGGGCCUGCUGUCCUGAGAGACUAAAAGCUCAUCAGUGCUCAGCCAGGCUGGUUGGGUUUAGGUUAUUACUUGCAGUUCUGUGUUUCUAUUGGAGACAAGAAGACAGCCAGGUCUCACGUCUGAACAUCCGCUCUAAGACUCGACCUGCCACCCCGUGUCCAGGUGAGCGUGAAUCGGCUCCUCCCGGGGCUGAUGCGUUGUGCCCUCUCCCACCAAGCCAGACCCUACCUCAGGGUCUCUGGCGCGGACACUGCAGGGUGGGCGCAGAAGCCAUUCCCCUCCCUGAGUUCAAAGAACCCACUGUGACCCAGCCCUGAGCCAGGCCUUCCCGAGGUCCCCCCCCCACCCCCACCGUGUCCAGAGUCAGGGGGACCGGGCCGCACACCCCACAUGUCUGCUUAUGCGGCCGCGUCCCCCGGCUGGCCCUCGGGGGGUAACCUCUGUGAAGGAAGCAGGAGGACCCCUACCUCCUGCUGUGGCCACGGCUAGGCACAGGUAUCCCACUGGACUUUGCACCCCAGCCCCCACACGGAGCUCCUCGACCCAUCGAAUGCUCGCGUGUUGUCGGCCUGCGUGCGCCUGGCACUGCGCUUGGUGCUGGGGACACGGCGACUGAGGGGUUCCUGCUCUUAACAGCCUCCUCACGUGUGGGUCAGGCACGUUGUCUCAUGUUGACACGUGCUCUGAGGGGACAGUUGUGUCCACCACCUGUCCCCUGGCCGUCCCUCAGUUUCCCUUAGGGGCACCGGAGGUCGGAGUUGCUGUAAGAGGCCUUGGGGAUUAUCUGUGAUUUCCUUUAGACCCUUCCCCUCACAACCAUAACUAAUCACAACGCUGACUGUCUCCCUCCCGUGAAGUCCUCAACAGGCACAUCAGAACCAGAUGGGGAGUCUCGAGGCCUCACCAGGAAGAAGACUGGUUGUCCGCCAGAGGCUGUCCAGUUCUCAGGCCCUUUGAAGUCUCAGGCCGGGGGUGGGUGGGGGUGGGGAGGGCGCGUCCAUCUCAAAGGCCUCAUUUGUGGAGCUGGAAAUACUAACAGCCCUGAAGUGUGACGGCACAGAGGCGGGGGACAAGGCUGCUCCCAUGACAGACUCUUGGUCGGUGCCCCCACAUGUGGAGGGUGGUCAAGAAGCUGGUCCCUGGUGAUGGACAGCCGCAGUGUGAGUCCUGGGACCACCCCCACUGGCCGUGGCACCACCCUGUGGUCCUGGGAGCCUUUGCUCCCUUUGGAGUUCUCCAUCAGGCGGAGAGAGUGGGAGGUGGAGUCCACAGAAGGCAUAAAGCUGGGACGGGCCGGGGGGGGGGGGGGGUUGGUGUGUUCCAUCAUGUGCCUGGUUCCUGGGGGGUUUGGGCUUUUCGUCUUCUAUGGUGGGGGUUGCUAGGCGUUGCCCCGCGGGAGCCCUUCCCUGUGUCCACCAGAAGAUGGGACAGGAACGCCUGGCGGGUCUGGGGAGACGUCCAGGGUGCUCUGUACGCCAAGGACCGCUGCUCGCACCCGCAUGGCUGUCUGAGCGCGAAGCAGAGGAAAGCAGGAAAGCACACGCAGAAUUCACUGAUGGUCAUGGGGUGGCUCCCAGGGCAGGGGGGAUGCCCCAGGGGUUCUGGUGCAGUUCAUGUUUGAUGGCUUGAUCUGGGUGCUGCUUUCCUGGCUGUGUGGAGGUUGGGGCACCCACUCACCUGCACUUUUUAUGAUUUGUGUACUUCUCACGUAUGAGGUACUUCAAUAAAGAGCACAAACCAAAGGGGGUAAAGGA